CUGUUGGAUACCUUUGAACCGGACACGAAAUUGGAACGACAGCCAGAAGUCGGAAGUCGGUGGUUUGACAAUUUGCUGGCGGGAGAAAAAUGAAUAGGUUCAGUGUGGAAGGCUCGUUGCAAACUCCCUGCGGAACAAGUAGACCUAUACAGUAAUGAAUUUACACAUUACUAGCUAGUUAAAUUACUACAUGUAGGAACAGCAAUGGAAAAAUAAGCAAGUUCAAACUAAGUGCCGAGUUUCGUCUGUCAUUCAUAAGUCACGCCGGUACAGCAUUUUCAUCUGACAGCAAUACAAUGGUCCAAAUAAUUGUCUCAAGUGUGAGCGGCAGCGGCAUGACAGAGUGGAUCCUGGUGGAACUGCAGGGGGAGGUGAUAUCCAGGGGGAACGAUGGGCUGGCUGGGAACGUCAUGGGAGACCUAGUCUACACCAAGGAGGGAGUGCCCGUGCUUAUCGUGGGACAUCACAUCCUGUACGGCAAGGUGGUGAAGCUGGAGAAGCCACUUGCCGUCCUCGUGAAACACUCGGGGCACGGCAGCGACCAGGUUCCCAUGGAGACUGACGUUCCACAAGGCCCCACCUCCUACUCUGUCUCCGCCCUCAUCAAGAGGAAGCUCAUCUUUAAGACACGCCCCAAACCUAUUAUCACUAAUGUGCCCAAGAAGGUGUAACGGCACUUGGCUGACUACCUGAGUCAGCAAUGGACAAAGGUUGUUUAUAGCGCUGCAAAGCUCAUCACUUUUAAUGUAGCUUUGUAGAUUUGGUGGUAGUUUGUUAGUUCUGGCAGUCAGUUGUAUGCACUUCUCAGUUAAAUGGUUGGAUCUGGCAUUAUGUACUACAUGAGAAAUGUUCAGGUCAGGAACACAUGACACCACAACAAUCAACUAAGAAUAUUUUUUAUUCAAAUAAAACUAAGAUUUCCAGAUGUA
Molecule: messenger RNA, 929 nt
Organism: Osmerus eperlanus (European smelt)
Lineage: Eukaryota; Metazoa; Chordata; Actinopteri; Osmeriformes; Osmeridae
Gene: chtf8
Product: CTF8, chromosome transmission fidelity factor 8 homolog (S. cerevisiae)
Exons: 3
Coding region: 297-671 (124 amino acids)
Biological process (GO): mitotic sister chromatid cohesion
Cellular component (GO): Ctf18 RFC-like complex
Source: RefSeq, a predicted model, not a curated record